AUGAUUUCCCAGUUCAUCGUAACAGUGCCAGUGCUCCAAAAUUCAUCCACCAUAUAUAAUAUCAUGUCAUCUUUCAACUCAACUAUUUGGUAUUAUUUUCAAUAUUCAAAUAUGUCUAAUUCUCACUCCUCUUUAUGGCAGUCAACCUCUAUUGUUUGCCUUGGACAUGCGAAUGCAAUUAAAGACGACGUUCAAAUUAAUUACUAUGCCUCCUUCUAUUUGGCGAAAAUUUCAGAAUUAAAAUGGUAUUUUCAUAUACCUUUCAGUCUAAACAGUGGUGCAUAUAAAACCUGCAUUUUUUGA
Messenger RNA from Echinococcus granulosus, 303 nucleotides. RefSeq lists its product as hypothetical. The record is from RefSeq and is a predicted model, not a curated record. NCBI's taxonomy places the organism in Eukaryota, Metazoa, Platyhelminthes, Cestoda, Cyclophyllidea, Taeniidae. The transcript is spliced from 2 exons. Bases 1 to 303 code for a protein of 100 amino acids.